This is a messenger RNA of Tuber melanosporum (Perigord truffle), 595 nucleotides long. RefSeq lists its product as uncharacterized. Gene Ontology annotation, molecular function: oxidoreductase activity, acting on the aldehyde or oxo group of donors, NAD or NADP as acceptor; NAD binding. Bases 1 to 555 code for a protein of 184 amino acids. The transcript is spliced from 9 exons. The record is from RefSeq and is a predicted model, not a curated record. Lineage: Eukaryota; Fungi; Ascomycota; Pezizomycetes; Pezizales; Tuberaceae.
AUGGUCGGACGAAUUGUCUCAAGUUAUGCCCAGUAUUCUCGUAAAUGCUCUCAAUGUCACCUUCAAUCAUAUUUGGAGGGGGUCGUGGGCAGGGGUUAUGGGAGGGGGGCUUGCCCAGUGUGGUCAUCACUGUUUGAUAAAUACUUGACACCCUUCUAUUUUCAUCAAUACUCCGCUAUUUCCCCCCAAACAUUUUACUCGCUUUACACUCCAGGUUCUCAAUUCAAAAUGGCCGUCCCCAUUGGUAUUAACGGCUUUGGUCGCAUCGGACGUCUUGUCCUCCGUAAUGCCGCCGAACGCGACGACGUCAGGGUUGUAGCUGUUAACGAUCCCUUCAUCGAUCCUAAAUAUGCGGUCUACAUGUUCAAGUACGAUUCCGCUCAUGGAAAUUUUAAGGGAGAGGUUAGCACCAACGAUGCUGGCGACUUGGUUGUCAAUGGAAAGACUAUCAGGAUGUACUCCGAGAGGGACCCUGCCAAUAUCCCAUGGGGAGCUGCUGGAAGGUUAUCAUUUCGGCUCCUUCUGCCGACGCUCCCAUGUUCGUUGUUGGUGUAAACUUGGAUAAAUAUAACAAAGACAUUACUGUUCUCUCCAA